This is a messenger RNA of Parnassius apollo (apollo), 1563 nucleotides long. NCBI's taxonomy places the organism in Eukaryota, Metazoa, Arthropoda, Insecta, Lepidoptera, Papilionidae. The record is from the annotation of a GenBank genome assembly.
AUGGCUGCCGCGAUGACUGUUAGAGAGUUUUACAACGGCAAGAAUGUACUACUUACUGGCGGCACUGGAUUCAUGGGAAAAGUCCUCAUCGAGAAGCUUCUGUACUCUAUCCCUGACAUAGGUCUUAUCUAUGUAUUAAUAAGACCCAAACGAGGCAUGUCAGUGAAACAACGUUUAGAAGAAAUGUUGAAGUUACCGUUGUUCGACAGAAUCAAAAACGAAUGCCCAAAUGUUUUAAAGAAACUGAAACCGUUGCAAGGUGAUGUCUUAUUAGAAAACUUUGGGCUGGUGGACUCCGAAAUUGAACGUUUAUCGAAAGAAAUUUCUGUGGUGUUCCAUUUUGCCGCUACGUUGAAACUUGAAGCCCCUUUGAAAGACAAUGUAAACAUGAACACCUGUGGCACGUUACGUACCAUAAAUGUCGCUAGAAGGCUUAAGAAUCUACUCGCUAUUGUCCAUCUUUCGACUGCUUUCUGCUAUCCUGAUUAUGAAGUUUUAGAAGAAAAGAUGCACGCACCCCCUGUUAAAGCAGAAGAUGUGAUGCGGCUAAUCGAAUGGAUGGAUGACAAGCAACUCUCUGUCGUCACACCGACGUUGUUCGGCGCACAACCAAACAGCUACACAUUCUCCAAGCGGCUUGCCGAGUGUGUAGUGGCCCAAAACUUCGAUGAUCUUCCAGUUGUUAUAGUGCGGCCUAGCAUAGUGUGUCCAGCUAUACUCGAACCUAUACCUGGCUGGGUCGAUAGUUUGAAUGGACCGGUGGGUCUAAUGCUGGGCGCCGGUAAAGGCGUCAUCCGAAGCAUGCUCUGCGACGGCAGUCUAAUCGCUCAAGUGAUCCCAGUAGACACUGCUAUUAACGCUAUUAUCGCUAUAGGAAUGUUGGAAGGAAGUAGGACUGAGAAGCCCGCUGAAAUCCCCAUUUACAAUGUGAACAUCGGACAUCAAAAACCCACGACGUGGGGUGAAGUUCUUAAUAUUGCCAAGAUUUACGGUCGUAAACAACCGCUUGCUUGGCCGCUGUGGUAUCCCAAUGGAGAUAUCACCACCAGCCGAACUCUGCACAAUUUUCAGCGUGUUUUCUACCAUUUACUACCAGCUUACGCCAUCGAUUUUUUACUGAUGAUUCUCGGACAAAAACGCUUCAUGGUAAGAGUACAAAAUAAAGUCAGCCAGGGCUUAGAAGUGCUUCAAUACUUUACUAUGAGGUCUUGGGUGUUCCCGUGUCCAAAUUAUGAAAGCAUUCAUAAGAAGCUUAACGAGGAAGAACGCGUAAUUUUCAACACAGACUUAUCUACAGUAGAUCGUGAGAAGUAUAUCGAAAAUUGCGUGGAGGGUGGACGCGUAUUCUGCGUUAAGGAGGACCCUUCUAAUAUACCAUACAACAGAAUGUACCAUAAUUUCUUGUACGUCGUCGACUGGAUUGUGAAGAUCUUUUUCUGGCUCCUGGUUCUUUCAUUCUUGGCAGCAUGGUUCGAACCAGUGAAGACCUUGCUGUCAUACGGCGGGCCUGUCGUGAAACACUUACCGUUCGUGGGUCGCGCGGUUUUUAACGAAAAAAACUGA